Pipistrellus nathusii (Nathusius's pipistrelle) is the source of this 2184-nucleotide messenger RNA. Lineage: Eukaryota; Metazoa; Chordata; Mammalia; Chiroptera; Vespertilionidae. The record is from the annotation of a GenBank genome assembly.
AUGACUCCGGCGCCCCCGCAGCCGCCGCCGCCCCCGCCGCCGCCGCCCCCGGGCCAGAGCCCCGCCGCCGGCUCUCCCGCCGAGACCCGCCCGGAGCCUCCCGGGCCCCUGGGCCCCCUGGUCGUCCUGUUCGGGGCCACGGCCGGCGCCCUGGGGCCGGAUCUGGGCACCGACGAGACCGACUUAAUCCUGCUGGUGUGGCAAGUGGUGGAGCCGCGGAGCCGCCAGGUGGGGACGCUGCACAAGUCGCUGGUGCGCGCCGAGGCGGCCGCCCUGAGCCCGCAGUGCCGCGAGGCGAGCGGCCUGAGCGCCGACAGCCUGGCGCGGGCCGAGCCGCUGGACAAGGUGCUGCAGCAGUUCUCACAGCUGGUGAUCGGGGAUGUGGCUCUGCUGGGCGGGGGCACCUACGUGCUCUGCACUGACGGACAGCAGCUGCUGCGCCAGGUCCUGCACCCUGAGGCCUCUAGGAAGAACCUGGUACUCCCCGCCACCUUCUUCUCCUUCUACGACCUCCGCAGAGAGUUCCAUGCGCAGCACCCAAGCGCCCGCCUCGCCAGGGACCUCACCGUGGCCACCAUGGCACAGGAGUUGGGGCUGGAAACAGACGCCACAGAGGAUGACUUUGGGGUCUGGGAAGUGAAGACAAUGGUAGCUGUCAUCCUCCACCUACUCGAAGGGCCCAGCGGUCAGUUGUUUUCGAAGCCCGAGGUGAUAAAGCAGAAAUAUGAGACCGGACCUUGCAGCAAGGCCGAGGUGGUGGACAGCGAGACCGUGGUCCGGGCCCGUGGGCUGCCCUGGCAGUCGUCAGACCAGGACGUGGCCCGCUUCUUCAAAGGACUCAACAUCGCCAGGGGCGGUGUGGCCCUCUGCCUCAACGCCCAGGGGCGAAGAAACGGCGAGGCCCUCAUCCGCUUUGUGGACAGCGAGCAGCGGGACCUGGCGUUGCAGAGACACAAGCACCACAUGGGUGUCCGCUACAUUGAGGUAUACAAAGCCACGGGAGAGGAGUUUGUCAAGAUCGCAGGGGGCACGUCGCUAGAGGUGGCGCGGUUCCUGUCGCGGGAAGACCAGGUGAUCCUGCGGCUGCGGGGGCUGCCCUUCUCGGCUGGGCCAGCGGACGUGCUCGACUUCCUGGGGCCCGAGUGCCCGGUGACGGGGGGCGCCGACGGGCUGCUCUUUGUGCGCCACCCUGACGGUCGGCCCACGGGCGACGCCUUUGCCCUCUUUGCCUGCGAGGAGCUGGCUCAGGCUGCCCUGCGCAGGCACAAGGGCAUGCUGGGUAAGCGAUACAUCGAACUCUUCCGAAGCACUGCGGCCGAGGUGCAGCAGGUCCUGAACCGCUAUGCUUCCAGUCCACUCCUUCCCACGCUGACGGCCCCACUGCUGCCCAUCCCCUUCCCGAUGGUGGCCGGGACCGGGAGGGACUGCGUACGCCUCCGAGGCCUGCCCUACACGGCCACCAUCGAAGACAUCCUGAGCUUCCUGGGGGAGGCAGCCGCGGACAUCCGGCCCCAUGGGGUGCACAUGGUGCUCAACCAGCAGGGCCGGCCCUCCGGCGACGCCUUCAUCCAGAUGACGUCGGCAGAGCGGGCCUUGGCCGCUUCUCAGCGCUGCCAUAAGAAAGUGAUGAAGGAGCGCUACGUGGAGGUAGUCCCCUGCUCCACGGAGGAGAUGAGCCGCGUGCUGAUGGGGGGCACUCUGGGUCGCAGUGGCAUGUCUCCCCCACCCUGCAAACUACCCUGCCUCUCGCCACCAGCCUACGCCACCUUCCAAGCCACCCCAACGCUCAUUCCCACCGAGACGGCAGCUCUCUACCCCUCCUCGGCACUGCUCCCAGCUGCCAGGGUGCCUGCCGGCCCCACCCCCAUUGCCUACUACCCCGGGCCAGCCACUCAACUCUACAUGAACUACACAGCUUACUACCCCAGCCCCCCCGUCUCUCCCACCACUGUCGGCUACCUCACCACGCCCCCUGCGGCCCUGGCUUCUGCUCCUACCUCAGUGUUGUCCCAACCAGGAGCCCUGGUCCGUAUGCAGGGUGUCCCAUACACAGCUGGUAUGAAGGAUCUGCUCAAUGUCUUUCAGGCCUACCAGCUCGCCCCGGAUGACUACACCAGCCUGAUGCCUGUGGGUGACCCACCCCGCACUGUGUUACAGGCCCCCAAAGAGUGGGUGUGUUUGUAG